AUGGAUAACUUUAUGGAGAUGACCAAGAAGCUCGGGCAUCAGCCCGAGUUGCUGCGCCUGAGAGCAUUGGAUGCCACUUAUGACGAUGCCUUGGAGGGGAAACUUGUGGUGGCCCCCCUCGAUAUGAGCGAGCCGGGCAAGAAGAUUCUGGACUCUGGCACCGCGGAUGGCACCUGGCUUCGCAAUGUGCGGAGCAAACAAUCGGUCCCGCAUGACUACUACGGCAGCGACGUUGAAGGCGAGUUGUUCCCUAAGGAUCCAGAUGGCAUCACCUAUUUCGCCCAUUCCUUCAAGGACCCAUGGCCCCAGCAGUACUUGGGCUUUUUCGACCUGGUCCACAUCCGAGGCAGUCUGGCGGGCUCCGCGCCCGAGGGACCGGCUCCGGUGAUUCAGAACCUGACUACUCUGUUGAAGCCUGGCGGUUGGGUUCAGCUCAUGGAAAUGAAUGCCUUCAGCCCGCCACCGAAUGGCCCUGCCAUGACGGACUUUGCCAAGAUGGCCUCGGAAAUGUUCACAGGCAUCGGUGUGGGUGACUUUGCCAACAACAACAAGUCCAUGCUGGAAGACGCCGGCUUGAAGAACGUGCAGGAGAAGCGCGUCAUUGUCAACCUGGGAAAGAAAGCAAAGCCCGAGCUCCACGACCAGAGUAUUCAUGGAGUCACUGGGCCCAUUGUGCCGUUGACGAGCGUGGCCAGGACCGUGAAGUCUUCGUUUACCGGUGAACAGCUUGAUGCGCUUCCCGCGCGUGUCAAGGAAGAGCUGGAGACCGAAGGGGGUCAAGUUGAGAUGAUUAUUGCCUUUGGCCAGAAGGCUUGA
Molecule: messenger RNA, 816 nt
Organism: Aspergillus fumigatus Af293
Lineage: Eukaryota; Fungi; Ascomycota; Eurotiomycetes; Eurotiales; Aspergillaceae
Gene: psoC
Product: methyltransferase psoC
Source: RefSeq, a predicted model, not a curated record